UGAAUCAUUAAUGACCGUACAACAGUUCCAAGUUUUUGUUUUUAACUGUUACUAUUUAUUAUCCCAGCUAUAGGGUUAAUAACACCAGCGUCUCGGCGGAGAUAUUACCAAGAAAUGAUUUAAUUUUAAAGUUGUGAAAUGGCAGGCCAGAUCGAUAACUUGAUUAGCGUUUGUAGUUUUCAUUCCGAGGAAGAAUUAGAUCACUACUGUCUAACCUGUGAUAGAAGCCUGUGUGAAGAAUGUAUCAAAGUGGAUCAUCGCGAUCAUGACUGGUGCAAACUCAAAAAGGUCGCUCAGAACUUCAGGGGGACGGCGAGUGAUAAAAUUACCGAACUAAUCAAUCAAGAGGUCCCCCGAAUAGAACACAACGUGAAAGCAUUAGCAGAAGUUGAGGAAAAGAAUAGAGAGGCUAAAGCAGGGAAAAUCAACCGAAUUAAACAUCGGGAACACGAAUUAAUAUCUGCGGUCAAGGUCAUUUCUGAAAGUCUUAUCAAGGACAUUUCUGAAAGCAAGUUCGAUGAAAGUGCGCAGCAUGUCAGAUCUCAAGAAGACGAAAACAUCGCCAUAUUAAAAAACUUGGUGAGUUAUUUUAAUGAAAAUAAACAAAGUACAGAUGACGCAACAAUUCUCAAACUGCACGAGAAAAUACGGAUCCUGAUAAGCAGAAUUAGAAUUCAUGACCCUAAGAGAACAGAGGACCACGUAGAAUUUGACGAAGGUCAGCUUGAUAUCCACUCAUUGAAACGAAUGUUUGGCCACGUCAUCAGGGAAAAUUCCGAACGUUUGGGAGUGGACAUUCAAGGAACGCCACUGACAGAACUUUUUAAUUUUCAAGUGACGGCUAACCCAAUUAUAACUCUUUCUGAAAAAUCGCCGGAGCAAGUAUGGGUGUGCGGGCGGAAUGACAAGGAGAUCAAAUUAUACAACACAGAUGGCAGUAUUGUCCGGAAGUUUGAUAUCGGUGAUGGAGUCAUCGGAGGAUUCGUCCGUUUGGACAACGGGGACCUCAUAAUAGCAGAUAGUGUUAACAGAGUGUUAAACCGAUGGUCCAUUAAAGAUGGCGAUAUUAAAACUUUAACGAAUUUGUCACCAUUCGAACCCCUCGGGGUGGCACUCUCACUGCGAAAGGAAUUGCUCAUUGGAAUGAGGGAUCGAUUUAAUACACGUCGGAUUAUCCAGAAAAUGACGACCAGUGGCCGGGUUUUGCACACCUUUGAGUACGAAGAGGGACAUCGAGAGUGGAUCAAAUAUUAUUUGUUUAAUUCACCUGACAGGAUUGCUGAGAGUUAUAACAGAGAUCUGUGCGUGGUGGACACGAUGAGUAGAAACACCGGUCGUCUGCUCAUAUUGUCAGAGGCGGGAAAACUUCGCGCCAUCUAUGAAGGUCAAAACUUGGGUCGAAUGUUCAAGCCCUCUGACGUUUGUUGCACGAGGGGCUGCGAGAUCAUUCUGGGUGACCCUCGCAACAACGCCGUCCAUGUUCUAGACAAGAUCGGGAAAUUCCAGAGGUUUCUGCUAACUAACUGCUCGUAUCCAUCUGCACUGAGACUGACCCAAAACCGAAUUUUAAUAGGGUCUGAGAAUGGAAGCGUGCAUGUUUUCGAAUACGAGGAUAGCAAUCAAUCAAAUGACUUCUAAAUGCCUGCACAUCAUUUCUGGCCAAUUCUCAGAGGGACAAUGCGUAUGAAGGGUGUCGGAAUAAUCACAAAGAUCUUUUUUAUCCAGCAAAAAUUUACAUUUAAAUGCUUGGCUUGAUUGAAAAUGGAUCGACACAUGCCAUUGUUUCUUAUAUUUGGAAUAAUAAUUCAAUAUUUCUGGAACCUACAUAUCAUAGAAAAGGCAGUGCACUACUUCUUUUUUCAUAAUACACCAUUGUCCAUAUAAAGCUGCACAUUUAUACCAGUAUUCUUCCUUGCAAAAAUAUGAAAUAAAACGACAUGUAAUAAACACAGUAUAAUCAUGUGUUUAGUUGUUUUACCCUAAUAUAGUACUGUGUACACUUUUUGAAAUGAUAAGGGUGGUAAGAUGGAUCAUUAGUUUCAGUCAAAUAUGAAUUAGAUUUUUAGUUUGUUUUUCAAUAGUCAAAGAAAAUGAUCGAUUACCAAGUACAUAUUUUCCUAAUAGUGUUAAUUUUUUUUAUGACAUACAUUAAUGUUAUUUCUGGAGGAUCCACGUGUACC
Magallana angulata is the source of this 2180-nucleotide messenger RNA. RefSeq lists its product as uncharacterized. Bases 139 to 1638 code for a protein of 499 amino acids. Gene Ontology annotation, molecular function: ubiquitin protein ligase activity; zinc ion binding. The record is from RefSeq and is a predicted model, not a curated record. Gene Ontology annotation, biological process: protein polyubiquitination; proteasome-mediated ubiquitin-dependent protein catabolic process. The transcript has a single exon. NCBI's taxonomy places the organism in Eukaryota, Metazoa, Mollusca, Bivalvia, Ostreida, Ostreidae.